Messenger RNA from Dryobates pubescens (Downy woodpecker), 3429 nucleotides. It is a transcript of the gene BBX, whose product is annotated as BBX high mobility group box domain containing. Gene Ontology annotation, biological process: regulation of transcription by RNA polymerase II. Lineage: Eukaryota; Metazoa; Chordata; Aves; Piciformes; Picidae. The record is from RefSeq and is a predicted model, not a curated record. The transcript has 17 exons. Gene Ontology annotation, molecular function: DNA-binding transcription factor activity, RNA polymerase II-specific; RNA polymerase II transcription regulatory region sequence-specific DNA binding. Gene Ontology annotation, cellular component: nucleus. Bases 207 to 2978 code for a protein of 923 amino acids.
CCGGGUUGCAUGGCUCUGUGUGGAGCCGCGUUCCGCGGGCGCCGAGGCGGAGGGGCUCCGCUGCGCGCCGCGUCUCGCUCCGGCCCAGCGGCGCGCUGCCCGCACGCCCGCCGGCCCCACCGAGGUCACUAUCACAUGACAAAGGCUUUGAGACAGCUUCAUCUUCAUCUGUCUGUAAUUUCCAGUUGCCCUUCUGGGUCACAGUAAUGAAAGGCAGUAGUAGGAGUAAGGAUCACUCGACAGAAGGAGAAGGAACUGGGAAGCGACCAAAAAGAAAGUGUCUUCAGUGGCAUCCCCUGCUUGCCAAGAAACUCCUUGACUUCUCUGAAGAGGAGGAGGAGGAAGAAGAGGAGGAAGAUAUUGAUAAGGUGCCACUCCUUGGUGCUGAUGGUUUAGAGCAGGAUGCUGAUGAGACCGAAGAUGAGGAGUCCUCGGAGCAGCGAGCUCGCCGGCCCAUGAACGCGUUUCUCUUGUUCUGCAAACGCCAUCGCUCGCUGGUGCGGAAGGAACACCCGCGGCUCGACAACCGUGGCGCCACCAAGAUCCUGGCAGACUGGUGGGCUGUUCUAGAUCCAAAAGAGAAGCAGAAAUACACUGACAUGGCUAAGGAGUACAAAGAUGCAUUUAUGAAGGCAAAUCCAGGGUACAAGUGGUGCCCAACCACAAACAAACCUGUGAAAACCCAGACAUCCACUGUUGCAAGCAGGAAAAAGCUGUGGGCCUUUGCAUCAGAAUCUACAAAAGAUUUGCCCAGCCCAAGGAAAGGGGCAAAAAAUGAAGAAAUGCCCCAGCUUAACUUUGGGAUGGCAGAUCCUACACAAAUGGGAGGCCUGAGUAUGCUGCUUCUAGCAGGGGAACAUGCCCUGACUGCACAAGAGGUUCCCUCAAGUACUUUCCAGUCAGUUGCAACAAAUUCUACAGAAGCAUGUCAAAAGUCAUCAUUGUUUCAAUUUGCAGAGAUCUCUUCAAGCACAUCCCAGCCUGCAGUCCCAGGACCUGGUAAACACACUGAGGACUCUGCUUUGUUCCAGUUUGCUGAGAUCUCCUCAAAUACUUCCCAGUUGUCAAGUCCUGAGUCAGUAAAGCUCUGUGGGAAGUCGGCUCUCUUCCAGUUGGCAGAGAUUUCUUCAAGUACAUCCCAUUCAAGUCCUUCUGAUUUAACAAAGCAGUGUGGAACAUCAGCAUUAUUUCAGCUUGCAGAGAUGUGCCUUGCUUCAGAAGGAGUGAAAGUGAUGAAAGAGCCUGGGAAAACUGAAGUGGAAGCAUCAGGAGAUGUGGGAGGGGAAGUCCCAGAGGAAAUGGAAGUAGAACUGGAGAAAACAAUAGCAAAGGACUCCUGUAAGGGAAAAGUAGAACUGUCUGAGAUAGAGAAAAUGCAAAAGUGGGAUGAGUCAAAAGCUGAGGAACCAGAAGCAGCAAAAUGCAGAGAUUUGACGAGCUUUGCCACGGAGAACAGUCGCUUUGAGAGGAACGACACCACAAAGGGUCACAUCUGCUGUUCUCCGGAGCUUUCCAUGGCUGACAUGAAUCUCCUGGGGCUAAAGCCAGAAAAGAUAAAGAAGAAAAAGAAAAAAAACAAGUUGGAGAGGCACACAAGUGAGAAAUCCACCCCUAAGAAGCCUUGUAAAAAGAGGCAGUCCUCCGAGUCGGACAUUGAGAGCGUGAUGUACACCAUCGAGGCGGUGGCCAAGGGGGACUGGGGCGCAGAGAGACUGGCAGAAACUCCCCGCAAAAAGCCUCGCCCUGUCCCCAGCCUGAAGGGGAGCCUGUUGGACACAAAAUCACCAAAGAAAAAAGUGAAGUCAAAAGAGAAGAAAACAUCAAAGGAGAAACCCGUGGAGACCACCAAAGAAUCCAAACCUCCUGAUUUCCUUAAUAUUGCAGCCAGCAAGGAGGUACCCUGUGAGGCUUCUGAUAGCAUUAAAGUGGAACCACUGACCCCGACAGAGGAGGUGGUACCCCAAAGCUUACCAGGACAGGUCAAAACUGAGGACAGUGACUGUCUUAAAAAGAUAGAAACCUGUGGCUCCAGGAAAUCAGAGAGAUCUUGCAAAGGUGCUCUUUAUAAAACUCUGGUGUCAGAGGGCAUGCUCACAUCUCUACGCGCUAAUGUGGACAGAGGAAAAAGAAGCUCAGGAAAAGGCAACUCCUCAGAUCAUGAAGGAUGCUGGAAUGAAGAAAACUGGGCUUUUUCCCAAAGUGGGACAAGUGGGAACAAAAAACUGAAAAGGCCUAAGCAAAAGGAGGAGUUUGGUUUCGGCUUAGCAAAGUUGGAAGAAGAAUUUGAAAAGAAAUUCAACAGCCUCCCUCAAUACAGUCCUAUUACCUUUGACAGGAAAAACUCAGCUGUCCCAAGGAAAAAGAGAAAGGUUGGAAGCGGCUCGUCUGAACACCCAAAGUCCAACAAAGGUUCAUUCCAGUCUAAGAAAAAGAACUUACUCCACAAAAUUGUCACCAAAUGUAAGCACAAAAAGGAGAAGCAUAAUGUUCCGGACACAGCCAUACUCUCAGAAGACAGAAAUUCCAGUGAGUCUGCCUGGAAGAGCAAAUUCUCUCUAUCUGCCCUAAACACUCCAGAGCCAGCAAUGAUGCAUGAGCCUUUAGUUGGCAGCCAGAAGAGGAAAGCAAGGAAAACUAAGAUCACACAUCUUGUCCGAACAGCAGAUGGCCGAGUCUCGCCAGCAGGAGGGACAGUGGAUGAGAAGCCAAAAGAGCUGCCACAAAGUACUCUUCAAAAAACAUCAAGUGCAGAAACAGAUUGCAACAGUGAAUGCUCCAGAAGUGCAGAGACAGAAGAAAAUCAUAGUAUUACAUCAGAUAUGCCAGCAGUGUCUGCAUUCUUUAGUUUAGCUGCUCUGGCAGAAGUAGCAGCCAUGGAAAAUGUGCACAGAAGUCAGAGGGCCACACCUCUCCCACACGAUGGACAGCCAAAUGAAAUGUCUCAGGCUCCAGUGCUUAUUUCCUGCGCUGACCAGUGAAGCUCCACUUUAUUGUAAAACAUUGUGCUUUACCUAAUCUCCUAGCCUUGUCUUUACCAAGGGAAGCUAGUCAGUCCAUGGGAUGGAAACUAUAGACUGCAAGCAAGUGCUUAUUGCUCUGAGUGGCCCAGAAUUCACUGGAAGCCAGACCUUAGCAACUUGGGCCAGGUCCUCAAAUCGGGAACCCAGUAUGUAGGAGGGUGAUAUUAAUUAUCUUUUAAUGAACAGAAGUGGAAUGAUCCUAGAGCUUGCUUUCUAUUGAAGGCUUUUAAACAGUUUGGAUAGGUGGUUGGUGUGAUUAAAAACAACAACAACAACAACAAAAAAAAGGCUGCCUUUACUGUUAGCUCACACAGCAUCUCUUGUACCAACCCGAGAGUAUGGCAACUAGUUUCAUGUAAUACCUAGUUAUUCUAAAUGAAAAGUUUAAAAAACCAACAGCAACACAAAA